Messenger RNA from Funneliformis caledonium, 405 nucleotides. Lineage: Eukaryota; Fungi; Glomeromycota; Glomeromycetes; Glomerales; Glomeraceae. The record is from the annotation of a GenBank genome assembly.
AUGGGUUGCGUUACUUAUCUUUUUUUUGCACAUAAUGAAUCUGUUGCUCUUACUCAUCAAUAUUCUUCUGUACUUCUUAUGGAUUGCACCUACAAAACAAACAAAUUUAAAAUGCCUUUAUUAGAUAUUGUUGGUAUUACUAGCUUUAAUAUCACCUUUUAUUCUUGCUUUGUUUUUAUGAAAGGUGAAGAAAGAAUAGAUUAUCAAUGGGCUCUAACUCAUAUUGCUCGUUUAUUUGACGGAAUAUCAAGACCUGGUGUUAUUGUAACAGAUAGAGAACUGGCUCUUAUGAAUGCACUUGAGAUAAUCUUUCCAGAUUUGGCAAAUUUACUGUGUUUGUGGCAUAUUAACAAAAAUAUUCUAAAAAAUUGUAAACCACAAUUUUCGAAAAAAACAGAAAAUUAG